CGACUCAGCCACCAACUCACCAGCUCCAUCCACACAUCCCGCCAGCUCACACAUCCCACUAGUUUGCACCUUCCACCAACGCUUCGUAUCAUCUCUCGCAUCCAUCCAGUCUCGACUCUCGAAUUGACUCCAUGGCUUCGUCCCGAUUUUCCCUCCUGGCGGCAUCGCUCGCCAUUCUGCUCCUCGCUACGGCGACCAGCGCGUUCGCGCGCCACUACGCCGUGGCGGUCACCGCGCCGCCCCCGACGUGCGACGCGUCGACUUUAAACGGAUUCGCCAAGCAAGUCAAGCUCACUAAUGAUGGUUUGUUCCUCCUCCACUGGAACGUCACCAAGGACAAGAAGGGGAUCGUCGCAGCCAUUCAGGCCAAGACCGGGAGUGGCGGCGAGACGGGCUGGGUUUCCGUCGGCUGGACCAAGAAGAAGGAUCUCAUGAUGCCCGCCGAUGUCGUCGUCGGAAAUCUUGCGAACGCCGCGCCGAACAACGUGCUGGCUUACAACCUGAAGAGCAAGACUGCUCUGAGUCAGAAUAAGAAGACGGGCGCCUUGACGCUCUCUGCGAAAUCUGUGGCUUCCAACGCUGACGGUUUGAUCGUCAAGUUCACGGUUAAAACAGGCAAGAAGGGUGUGGCUCCUCCCAAGUACACGGGUUACAACAACAUGAUUUGGGCCUAUAACGACGCCAAGACAUUCAACGCGCACUCCAACCGGGGUAGCAUCUCCGUCCACCUUGGAUGCACGCCUGUGUAAUUCGGAGCCACGUUUUCAUCUCCACCAGAGCGUAGUUAGGGAUGCAUGGCAUCGGCAAUCAGCUCUCAAGGUGUGGCACGGCUGUAAAUAUCGCCAUGAGGCUCGAGGUCCACUCACUGAGUGGUGAUGCAUAGUGUUGUGUAUGCUAGGAACCAAGGGUGCGAUCCCUGUUGCUGAUUGUUGAUGCCCUGUGUUUGAGUACAGAAAUACACAUUAACCAUUGUA
Molecule: messenger RNA, 974 nt
Organism: Closterium sp. NIES-67
Lineage: Eukaryota; Viridiplantae; Streptophyta; Zygnematophyceae; Desmidiales; Closteriaceae
Source: the annotation of a GenBank genome assembly